Uranotaenia lowii is the source of this 1808-nucleotide messenger RNA. Its product is annotated as facilitated trehalose transporter Tret1-like. Gene Ontology annotation, biological process: carbohydrate transport; transmembrane transport. Bases 398 to 1807 code for a protein of 469 amino acids. Gene Ontology annotation, molecular function: sugar transmembrane transporter activity. The record is from RefSeq and is a predicted model, not a curated record. NCBI's taxonomy places the organism in Eukaryota, Metazoa, Arthropoda, Insecta, Diptera, Culicidae. Gene Ontology annotation, cellular component: membrane. The transcript has 3 exons.
CGAUGAAAGCAAGCAGAUGGUUACAAAUUAUCACAAGUAGAGCUUCAACGGUUAGCUAGCAUUUGGCUAGUCGCUACAACUAAAUAGAUAGUGAGCACAUGAUUCACACGAGUCGUUAACAACGUACGGGAUAGGCUGCAGAGGUGUGAAACUCCAAUAUGCUAUAAAUUAAAUCCAUCACCUGGCUGAGGUGGACAGUUUCAGUUUACCGGACAAAACUAUCGGGAUAAAAUCGCUGGCUUCUCAGAAAAAAAAACGAUCCAACUUUUGUACGGACCAUUGUUUGUUGUGGAUAAGUUCCUUCCAGUGAAUGUUUCGUUUGUUGUGUGUUUGCUGUAAACAGUUGAUCUGGAAGUGACUAAAGUAUUUUUGUGAUAUUCGCUCAUCUAAAUAAAAGAUGAUCCAAACGGUGCUCAACUUUUUUCGUGGGAAGAGACAGUAUCUAGCGGCUAUUCUAGCCAAUCUCUCCAUAGCCUGCAUGGGGGCUAGUUUGACUUGGACCUCGCCAAUGGAAUCAAAAUUCUCAAAUUCUACGGAAUCACCUUUACCCAGUGAACCAACAGACACGGAACUUUCAUGGAUCGGAUCAAUCCUAACGUUGGGAUCAUUAACAGGACCGAUAUUUGCCGGACUGGUUGCCCAACGUUUGGGACGCAAAAUAGCGCUUCUUAGUAGCGCUAUCUUCUACAUCAGUGCCUAUGUACUAUUCCUAACGGCUUCAACGGUGGCACAGAUCAUGAUUGGACGAUUCGUUCAAGGGUGUGGUAUUGGAUUUGCCAUCACCAUUACUCCCAUGUAUGUGGCAGAGAUAGCCACGGCCAAUCGAAGAGGAACACUUAGCUCAUUGGUGCAGACCUUUAUGACCCUGGGAAUGCUCUUGGUCUACACAGUGGGUCCCUACGUGAGCUACAAGGUCUUCCAGUGGAUUCAAAUGGUUCUGCCCCUCGUAUUUUUGCUGGGAUUCAUUCAAAUGCCUGAAACGCCACACUUUUAUAUUUCCAAAGGCAACAACGAAGCAGCUGAAAAGUCGUUGCAGUAUUUGAGAGGAAAAUCGUUGGAUGAUUUGCAGAACGAGUUCAACUCGAUCAAAUUUUCCGUUGAACAGUCAAUGCAUAAUCGGGGAAGCGUGCGAGAUCUUUUUCAAGAUCCGGUAAAUUUCAGAGCUUUCUUCAUCUGUACAGGGAUAAUUUUGUUCCAACAGUUCUCCGGAAUCAAUCCAGUCCAGUUUUACGCACAAACGAUAUUCGACAAAACAGGAACCGGAAGUGCGGCAGAAAUGUCGGCCAUCAUUUUAGGAGUCUUUCAAGUCGUUGCUAGCAUUGUGACAGCUUUGCUCGUAGACCGAAUCGGACGAAGACCUACACUGCUGACAUCUGCUAUGGGAAUGUGUGUUGCCUUUUGUGGCCUGGGUACCUUUUUCUAUCUGGACAAUCAAAAUUCUUCGGCUUCUGCUAGUUUGUCUUUCCUGCCUGUAGUAUCUUUAGUAUUAUUUGUUGUGAUGUUUUGCAUCGGAUUCGGCCCAAUACCUUGGGUACUGAUAGGAGAAAUGUUUGCCCCGAGCAUCAAAUCCGUUGGCUGCUCCAUCGUGUCAUCUAUCUGCUGGUUGAGCGCCUUCUUAACAGUGUUUCUUUUCUCCUCGUAUGGUGAAACUAUCGGCUCGCAUUGGGUAUUUUGGAUAUUUGCAAUCUGCUGUGGAUUUGCAUUUAUUUUCACCUACAUGUUUGUGCUGGAAACCAAGGGUUUGAGCUUGCCGGAAAUUCAAAGGCGCCUUGGACAAAGAGCUCAGAUAAUAAACGAUAAGCACUAGA